Messenger RNA from Tremella mesenterica DSM 1558, 1938 nucleotides. RefSeq lists its product as uncharacterized. Bases 1 to 1938 code for a protein of 645 amino acids. The transcript has 15 exons. Gene Ontology annotation, molecular function: metalloaminopeptidase activity. The record is from RefSeq and is a predicted model, not a curated record. NCBI's taxonomy places the organism in Eukaryota, Fungi, Basidiomycota, Tremellomycetes, Tremellales, Tremellaceae.
AUGACGGAACUCGAUUCUUUGGGCAAGCUUCGUGCUCUGCGAGAGUUGAUGAGAGAAAGACAGCUGGAUGUAUACAUCGUACCCACAGAAGACGCUCACUCAUCUGAAUACAUCGCCCCUUGUGAUGCUCGCCGAACUCAUAUCACCUCUUUCACUGGCUCAGCUGGUUGUGCUGUUAUCACUCAAGAUCGAGCGUUAUGCUGGACGGAUGGUCGAUAUUUCCUUCAAGCGGAGAAACAGCUGGGUCAGGGCUGGUCACUCAUGAAACAAGGAAUGCCAGAUGUCCUGCCUUGGAAUCAAUGGCUCAAGCAGUACGCUUCCUCCUCAAAGAUCGGCAUAGAUCCCACUCUCAUAUCCUAUUCCGAGGCUAUCUCUCUCACGACUCUACUCUCGGCUCAUAGGAGCAAAUCAUCCCUCUUUCCUGUUCAAGAGAAUCUCAUCGAUGUCCUCUGGUAUUCUCGUCCUCCACGGCCUGCCAACCCCGUGUUCAGACUCGAGGAACGAUUCACUGGUGAAGCAUUGGGACAAAAGCUACGGUCUCUUCGGGAGAAGCUCACCAAGACGGGAUCACCAGGAAUGAUCGUCAGUCAGCUUGACGAAGUAGCAUGGCUGUUCAAUCUCCGGGGGAGUGAUAUACCUUACAACCCUGUUUUCUUCUCAUAUGUCAUCCUCACUCCUGAGGAGUGCACGCUGUUCAUACAGCCCUCCUCCAUUAGCGAGACGAUCAGAGAGUAUCUGCACGCAAAUGACGUAGCAGUGUUAGACUAUGGACAAUUGUGGAGUUAUCUGCAUACAUGGGGACGACGACUCACUCAACAGCGGGAGGUAGCGUCAGAGACAACGAGAAAAGGCGACGGGAAAGAGAAGCAGAUACUAGGGAGGGCCCUCACUCAAGAAGAGAGUCGAGAGGAGGGACUGGUGAAAACAGACAAGGUGUUGAUCGGAGGCAAAACGAGCUGGGCAGUCGCUAAAGCUGUGGGCGAGAGUAAUGUGGAAGUCCAGAAAUCCAUGAUCGAACUAGCUAAAUCCAAAAAGAACGCGACCGAGAUAGAGGGUUUUCGACAGUGUCAUAUUCGAGACGGAGCGGCUUUGGUCCGAUAUUUUGCCUGGCUGGAGGAGACUCUACACCGAGGCGCGAAAUUAACAGAGUAUCAUGCCGCACAACGGCUGGAGGAAUAUCGCAAAGAAAACCAAUGGUUCAUGGGCUUGUCAUUCGAGACAAUUUCGUCGACAGGGUCGAAUGCUGCUGUCAUACAUUAUGCACCUUCUUCGGAGAAUAGUGCUGUCAUCGAAGUGGAUCAGAUAUAUUUGUGCGACUCCGGAGGUGGGUUUAUCUCCAGAUGUACCACAGACACGACUCGGACAUUGCACUUCGGUACACCCACAUAUGAGGAGAGAAGAGCUUUCACACGAGUACUCCAAGGCCACAUCGCAAUGGACACCAUGGUUUUUCCACAAGGCACCACGGGGUACAUCAUCGACGCUAUUGCUCGCCGUCCAUUAUGGUCUGACGGCCUCGACUACAGACACUCAACAGGACACGGAGUAGGUGCAUUUCUGAACGUUCACGAAGGACCCCAAGGCGUCGGUCUCCGACCAGCCUAUAACGAUCAUCCUCUACUUGCCGGUAACGUGAUCUCGAAUGAGCCAGGUUAUUACGCGGAUGGGAAAUUUGGAAUCAGGAUAGAAAACGUUAUGAUCGUCAAACCCAGUGAUACGAGGAAUAACUUCGGUGGUAAGGGGUAUCUUGAAUUCGAAAGAGUCACGAUGUGCCCGAUUCAGACGAAAUUGAUUCAACAUGAUCUUCUUGUCGAAUGGGAACGAAAGUGGAUUAACGAAUAUCAUAACGAGGUUCUUGAGAAGCUCACUCCUUUGUUGGAAAAGUUUGAUGAUUCUCGGGCUUUGGCGUGGCUGAGAAGAGAAUGCCAGGAUAUCUGA